AUGCUAGGGUUGAGCCUGUGGGUUGGUCUAUCUCUUUGCUUGGUCGUUUGUUCUAUAUGGGGUCUUCGCACUGUGAAAUCUAUCCCUCCUAAGUGUCGCCUUGGGUUUGCCAGGGCUCUGAAAGGGGCUUUGGAUGAUGUGGGUGUUUCUCCUGGCGACAUCUCCUGCUGGAUUCGCUUACUUGUGUUGCCUCUCUACGUGCUUAAGACCUUUUCUCCGCGGAGUAAUCUUGAGUGCCAGUCCGCUAUUAGGCGUCUUUGUCAGGAGGAGAGUGUUACCAGUGAUAUUAUUGCUUGGGGGUCUGGUGGCAGUUUGCAGCUUUUGCGAGAGACUUUAGAUGAGGUUCCCCCUCCGUUUGCUGCAAAGGAGGAUCUUGUUUCGGGUGAGCUCAACCUUAGGAAAUGUCAGAGGAAGAUUUAUGAUGGGCAUUAUAUUGCUACUGUUCGGGUGCUUUCCUCAUCCAGUGUUGCCCCUUAUUCUGAUGCCACUCUUCUGGACUUGCAAAAUAAGCAUCAUGUUGCCCCAUCUCCCUCAUUACCGACUUCGCCUGUGGAUCAUCAUCCUCUUGUUGCCUCUUUAACUGUUGUUUUGGAUAUGAUUAGGAUCUUUCCUCGUGGAACAUCUUGCGGGAGGAUGUUUUUCGAGCUCAACAUCUUAUGGAUUGUUUGGGUGAACUGUUGUGGCUAUCUCAGAUGA
Messenger RNA from Linum trigynum, 696 nucleotides. The record is from the annotation of a GenBank genome assembly. NCBI's taxonomy places the organism in Eukaryota, Viridiplantae, Streptophyta, Magnoliopsida, Malpighiales, Linaceae.